AUGCGCAUUGUACUCCUCACGCCUCUGGUUCUUGGAACCACUCUUUGUGCUCGCGCCUCGUUCGGAGAUCGUGCGGACACCUACAUCAAUUGCGUGUCGAAAUGCGAAUCUCGCAUCUGCCACGAUCUGAACUGGGCGGACUCAAUCUCGCUCCCCAUGAGGAUAACUCAAUGGUCGUGCACGGACGAUUGCAAGUACGGCUGUAUGCACGCCAUCACCGACCUCGCAGUAGAGAACUCGGAGCCGAUCCAGCAGUAUCAUGGGAAGUGGCCAUUCUGGAGGUUUGCGGGCAUGCAAGAGCCUGCCUCCGUGGUAUUCUCCCUUCUGAACAUGUGGGUGCACAUCCGAGGAGCGAUGCGCAUUCAGAGGAUGGUUUCGGACAACCAUCCUAUGGGAAGCUAUUAUCGAAGGUUCGCACUCGUUAGCGUAAACGCGUGGAUCUGGUCUUCAGUUUUUCAUACCCGAGAUCUCCCUACGACAGAGAAGCUCGAUUAUUUCUCUGCAGCUUUGGCUAUCCUGUAUGCUUUGUAUUUUGCGGUCAUACGUCUCUUCCACCUCUAUCCUGAGAAACCACCCUCCAGCUCCGCCAACUCGGUCUCUGUCACCUUCAUAGCAUGGAAGCUGAUCUGCGUUCUCGUCUAUCUCAUGCACGUCUCCUACCUCUCACUGUUGCCACGGUUUGACUACACGUACAACAUAAUAUUCAACCUAGUCGUGGGAAUGACGCACAACCUGCUCUGGUUAACGUACUCCCUUCCAGCAUCCAUCCCCUUGUUGCGCCGUUUCCCGUACCGGCCACGAUCCUACCGGCCACCGUAUGCGUCUAGAGCUGCGGUUUUCGUUAUCCUCACCACAGUUGCGACGUUUCUCGAGCUGUUUGAUUUUCCGCCCUGGGGACGGAUCAUCGAUGCGCAUUCGCUUUGGCAUCUCGCGACGGUCCCGAUCACGGUCCUCUGGUAUGACUUCCUCGUUCGGGAUGCCCUAGACGAUGGAUGGAAGGCUCAGAAGGCCUGA
Messenger RNA from Laetiporus sulphureus 93-53, 1014 nucleotides. RefSeq names its product Per1-like protein. Bases 1 to 1014 code for a protein of 337 amino acids. The record is from RefSeq and is a predicted model, not a curated record. Gene Ontology annotation, biological process: GPI anchor biosynthetic process. NCBI's taxonomy places the organism in Eukaryota, Fungi, Basidiomycota, Agaricomycetes, Polyporales, Laetiporaceae. The transcript is spliced from 2 exons. Gene Ontology annotation, cellular component: endoplasmic reticulum membrane. Gene Ontology annotation, molecular function: hydrolase activity, acting on ester bonds.